Trypanosoma cruzi is the source of this 2829-nucleotide messenger RNA. RefSeq names its product trans-sialidase, putative. The record is from RefSeq and is a predicted model, not a curated record. The coding region runs from base 1 to 2829 and encodes 942 amino acids. Lineage: Eukaryota; Euglenozoa; Kinetoplastea; Trypanosomatida; Trypanosomatidae. The transcript has a single exon. Gene Ontology annotation, molecular function: exo-alpha-sialidase activity.
AUGCUCUCACUUGUUGCUGCAGUGAAAGCACCCCGCACACACAACCGUCGCCGCGUGACCGGAUCCAGCGGAAGGAGGAGGGAAGGAAGAGAGAGUGAGCUGCAGAGACCCAACAUGUCCCGGCAUCUCUUCUACUCUUCGGUGGCCCUUCUCAUUGUUGUGAUGAUGUGCUGCAACGCUGUUGGUGCUGCUGAAGGUCCGGGGCUGUCACCUGAACCAAAGUUUGAAUGGAAGGACAUCAAGGAUGAGGGUGAUGUAACUGUGGAAUCGUUGGGUGCUCCCGGCCUUCUAAAAGUGGGGAGUGACGUAUUUGCCGUUGCCGAGGCUCAGUGCAAGAAGGAUCCAAACAGCGUUUUUACUGGCAUUGCAUCCCAACUACUCACGAUGGAUAAGGAUAACGAACCGAAGGAAUUGCUGGAGGGUGCCAGGGAGAAGACACAAUUUCUGGAGGAAGGUACUUCUGAAAAGAAGAAGAAGAGAGUAGAUGUGAGCCGACCAACAGCAGUUGUGAAUGGAAGUGAUAUUUACAUGCUUGUUGGAAAACACAGCCAUGAAAAUGCCGCUGAAAGUAAGGCUAAGAGCGAGAAGAUCAAAUCGGGAAUAUUGCUGGUGAAGGGUGAGGUCGGUGAAGGCGGCAACAACCGAAUCCAUUGGAAGGAAACUGACGGUCUCCCGUGCACGCUAGGCGAACAUCACAACACCUUGAAGCGGCUGAUUGGCGGUGGUGGACCGGGUGUUAAGAUGAAUGACGGUACGCUUGUGUUUCCAGUGGAAGGCACGAAAAAGGAGGAGGGCACUGGAAAUGAUGGAAAGACCGUUUCGCUGAUCAUAUACUCCUCGGAUGCUGCAGAUUGGACGCUAUCGAAGGAGAUGUCUGCCGGUGGCUGCAGUGAUCCCUCCGUCGUGGAGUGGGGGGAGAAGGACAAAAAACUCAUGAUGAUGACUGCGUGUGAUGAUGGCCGCCGCAGGGUGUACGAGUCCGGUGACAAGGGGGAGUCGUGGACGGAGGCACUCGGGACACUCUCGCGUGUGUGGGGCAACAAACAGGGCGAAAAAGCGAAGGGCGUUAGAAGCGGGUUUAUCACAGCGACGAUUGACGGUGUUGAAGAUAACAGAAAUGUGAUGCUCGUCACUCUCCCGGUGUAUUCCGAGGAGGAGAGUAAAAAAGAAACGGGCAAUGGAAAGGGCAAACUCCAUCUUUGGCUUACGGACAACACACACAUUGUUGAUAUUGGGCCGGUAUCCGAUGAUGACGCUGCCGCCAGCUCCCUGUUGUACAAAAGUGCUGGAAGUGGAACUAAUAAGAAGGAGGAGGAGUUGAUUGCACUGUACGAGAAGAAGGAGGCCGACGCGGAAAAACCAUCACCCGGUAUGGUCUCUGUGCUUCUGACUGCGCAGCUGCAGCGUGUGAAGGAUGUGCUGGCGACCUGGAGGAAAGUGGACCAAACUGUCUCCCAGCUGUGCCCCUCUGAGAAGGAUGCCUCACCUGACAAUGCCUGCAGCACUACUGUUAAGAUCACGGAUGGGCUGGUUGGCUUUUUGUCCGGCAACUUCUCUGAUAACACAUGGAGGGACGAGUACCUCGGGGUGAACGCCACAGUGAAGGACAAUGAUGGGGGUAAGAAGGCAACAUUGCAUGAGGGCAGUGUGAAGUUCACGGGAGCGUGGGCGGAGUGGCCUGUUGGCAGUCAGGGGGAGAACCAGCUGUACCACUUUGCGAACUACAACUUCACUCUUGUGGCGACGGUGUCCAUCGACGGUGAGCCGCAGGAGGGCUCUCCCAUUUCUUUCUUGGGUGUGCAUCUUGAGGGUAAAGACAAACUUAUGGAGUUGUCAUACGACAGCGAAAAGAAGUGGAAGCUGUUGUGCGGUGAAGAAGCGCCUAAGGAACUCAGCAGCACAUCGGAGCAAACAACGCACCACGUGGUAAUUUUGCUACGGAACGGCAGCCAGGGCUCCGCGUACGUCGAUGGUCAGCGCGUGGGUGGGGAUGUGCCGUGUGCAUUGGGAAAUAAGGAUUCAAAAGAGAUCUCCCACUUCUACAUUGGAGGGGAUGGAGGUGCAAAAGGCGUCUCAGAGGUCCAAGAAGUGUCUGUGACGGUGGCGAACGUCCUGCUGUACAACCGCCCGUUGGAUGACAAUGAGAUUACUGCGCUUAACCCGAAUAAAGCUUCUACUCCAAUUCUAGAAGAACAGCAAACGGCGGUGUUGGAUACCCGUUUAACAGCAGCAAGUGGAUCAGUUGCGCAGCAAACCGUGCCCAUGCCUACUCCUGCCGGACCACUGCGGACGGAACAAGAAUCGUCGACGAUGAGCAGUGGUGUGGGCGGUGUCGGCGUAUCCAAUUCAGGAGAGACCACUGUGACGAAUCCCUUACAUGGGCUGGACAGCGUGCAGCAGUUGGCGUCAGUAAAAUCUUCCGAUGGAACUCAAAGUGUGGAUGCCGCUUCCUCAUCUGUUGGUGACAAAAGGGUGGGAAGAGGAGCUGGAGAUGAAACGCAGGACGAUGAAACACACCAACCUUCUAUGGGUACUCCUGCCACAGCAGAUGCAAACACUCCUACCGCUAAGGGCGUUGGGCACGAUGGACCCGCAGUGGAUCAAGAGAUGAACGCAACCUCCCGUGAGGAUGAGGAGGCCACGGAAGGAAGAAAUGGGCAGGAGGAUAACCAUGCACAGCACGGCGAAGUAAAUGCUGCGGCACUCAGCAGCAGCCUCGGAAAUGUGUCGCAGGGGAAUAACAGCGAUGUCGGCACUGUGCGUGGGAGCGGACUGCUGCUGCUGCCAUCGCUGCUUCUGUUGGGACUGUGGGUGUUUGCGGCUCUGUGA